AUGCUGAGAACCGCUUUUGUCAUUUUCACGAGCGGCCGCGACUCGAAUCAUCUCAUCUACAAAAUUGCCCCAAAGGACCCCAACUGGCUCUUCGUGGGCCCAGAGUUUCAUUCCCUCCAUCAUGUUUACCCGGAUCGCUACAUCGGUUCUUUUAUCAAGGUGCUCAACUGGAUUCUGGCAUUUGGUAGAGCGAUUGUGACAGAGCUCGAGCGUGAAGGGGUUAACUGCAUCCGCAAGUUAAAAUUUGGCACUGAUUGGGACCAUAACAACUUUGAUAAAGCGCUCGCUGUUCUUUCCACCUCUGACGUUUUGAUCCUGGCUCAUGGCUCCAAAGACCAGGAUGCAGUUGAAUCGAAUUGCAAUUCAGCGAUUCGACUUGUCAAAUUGUACAAGCAGUACAGAGUGGCCAACCCCUCUGACCCUACGCUUCCGGAAGUAUGGUACGUUGGUAGUGAGAUUGAGUUCCAUCCUUCCUGGGGAAAUGCACCGUUGCAGCGUUACUCUCAAUCCAAACGACAGUUCCUUCCGCACCCUCGUUCCUUUUAUGAUGACCCUGAUAUACUUUACCGACAUAUCGUUCCAGCAUCGUUUCACUCAUCCAUGGGGCCUGCUGUGUUGGCUGCAGACGGCGCAGCCAAGUAUGCAAUGUGGUGGAUCCGGAGAGGUGCCAGAUAUAUCCCCGUUACAUAUACGGGAGUUGCAUACUUAAACUACUUUAAGUUUGUACUUUGCGUUCCUUAUGCGCAGGAUGCUUGUGUUGAAUAA
This is a messenger RNA of Penicillium maclennaniae, 765 nucleotides long. RefSeq lists its product as uncharacterized. The record is from RefSeq and is a predicted model, not a curated record. The transcript has 2 exons. NCBI's taxonomy places the organism in Eukaryota, Fungi, Ascomycota, Eurotiomycetes, Eurotiales, Aspergillaceae. The coding region runs from base 1 to 765 and encodes 254 amino acids.